This is a messenger RNA of Hemicordylus capensis (graceful crag lizard), 894 nucleotides long. It is a transcript of the gene DRAP1, whose product is annotated as DR1 associated protein 1. Gene Ontology annotation, molecular function: transcription coactivator activity; transcription corepressor activity; core promoter sequence-specific DNA binding. Gene Ontology annotation, biological process: transcription by RNA polymerase II; negative regulation of transcription by RNA polymerase II; positive regulation of transcription by RNA polymerase II. The transcript has 7 exons. Gene Ontology annotation, cellular component: nucleus; negative cofactor 2 complex. NCBI's taxonomy places the organism in Eukaryota, Metazoa, Chordata, Lepidosauria, Squamata, Cordylidae. The coding region runs from base 193 to 855 and encodes 220 amino acids. The record is from RefSeq and is a predicted model, not a curated record.
AGCGUGCCUCCGUCACUCCAGCGGCGGCGCGGCGCUAGGGCCGCGCGAGGCCGGCGGCGGCGGCUGCCUGCGUCGGGCGAGGCGGCUCCUUCCGACGGCGCUGCUGCUGCUGCUGCGGCUGCGGAGCGGGGGGGGAUUCGGCGGCUGCUUCUUCUUCUUCGCCGCAGGCCCGGAGCGGGAGAGGCGGGCGCGAUGCCGAGCAAGAAGAAGAAGUACAACGCGCGCUUCCCGCCGGCUCGGAUCAAGAAGAUCAUGCAGACGGAUGAAGAGAUUGGCAAAGUUGCUGCGGCUGUCCCUGUGAUCAUCUCCCGGGCGUUGGAGCUUUUCCUAGAAUCCUUGCUGAGGAAGGCGUGCCACGUGACGCAGUCGAGGAACGCCAAGACCAUGACGACAUCACACCUGAAGCAGUGCAUAGAGUUGGAGCAGCAGUUUGACUUCCUGAAGGACCUCGUUGCUUCUGUGCCAGACAUGCAAGGGGACGUGGAGGACAACCACAUGGAGGGCGAGAAAGUGUCCAGAAGGGGCCGGAAGCCCGGCAGCGGGCGGAAGAACGGCGGCACCGCAGGCAAGGGCAGAGAUCCAAAGCAAUCCGGCACAGACUCGGAGCAAGAGGAGGACUCGGAAGACAGCGACAGUAACGGCGAAGAGGAAAUGUCCCAGAGCGCCCCCUUGGUGCGAGCUGCCCCACAUCUCCCCACGACCCCAGCGCCCUAUCUGCAUUUCAACUCCCCGCCGGUCUCCGCGAUCCCCCUGCCUGUCUCCGCCCCGGCGAGGGCCCUGCCGGCUGUGCCCCCCACUGUGCUGCUGGCCCCGCCCCCUGCCCAGGAGGACGAAGAAGAGGACUACGACUCCUAGCCCCAUUUCUGCUUUGGGGGGCUUCCACUUGGGGGUGGG